AUGUUCCCUGAGUCCGACCCCGCCCCCGCCGCUGCAAAGAAGAAGGCGCCAGCAGCCAAGAAGGCCGUAAAGCCGGCGCCAAGGCCGAGGAAACCGAUGCUCCCGAAGAGAAGCCAAGGAGGUACCCGUUGCUGCUGCUGCCGUUGCCGCCAAGCCCGCCAAGGUGGGCCGAAGGCGAGGUCAUCACACUCGACGGGGUUCGGUGGCGAGAUCGAGACCAACGACGGCAAGAAGACGACACUCAAGGCUCUCGUGGACGAGAGCAAGGCUGGCGUCGUCCUUUUCACUUACCCCAAGGCGUCGACGCCCGGAUGCACAACCCAGGUGUGUCUGUUCCGCGACUCGUACGAGCCGCUGACGGCUACUGGACUCGCCAUUUACGGCCUUUCGGCCGAUUCGACAAAGGCAAACACUACCUUCAAGGAGAAGAAGGAGCUGCCUUACCCUCUCCUGUGUGACCCGCAGAGGACGCUGAUCGGUGCAAUUGGCCUGAAGAAGGCUCCUUCCGGAACCCAGCGCGGUGUUUUUGUCGUCAACAAGGAGGGCAAGAUCCUAGCUGCUGAGCCCGGCGGCCCUGCCGCCACGGUUGAAGUGGUUAAGAAACUUGUCGAGGAACUGUCAAAGGGUGAGGCGGAGGGGGCGAAGGAGUGA
Molecule: messenger RNA, 651 nt
Organism: Verticillium alfalfae VaMs.102
Lineage: Eukaryota; Fungi; Ascomycota; Sordariomycetes; Glomerellales; Plectosphaerellaceae
Product: peroxiredoxin DOT5
Exons: 2
Coding region: 1-651 (216 amino acids)
Biological process (GO): cellular response to oxidative stress; cell redox homeostasis
Cellular component (GO): cytoplasm
Molecular function (GO): thioredoxin peroxidase activity
Source: RefSeq, a predicted model, not a curated record